AAAUAAAUGGAAUGUUAUGAAUUAUGAUCACAUUCCUCGGAUUUUUUCACAUUAUAGAAAGAAAAGAAAAGGAAAAAAAAAUAAAAAUAGCCCCCGCCCCCAAAAUUGACUGUUUUCUGGUCUUUAUUCUCACUCUAUUCGUUCUGCUGUUUCAAAUUACACACAGAACACACGCAGUGACGGUGUAGUCGGAGCUUCUUCUCUUCCCCAAAUUCAAUGCUCUAAGAUCUGCCUCUGCCCCAAAUUUCUGCAACUCGUGAAGUGGAAUUUGCGAUUUAGAGAUCUAUGGCGGCGGAGCCGGUGAAGCAGCGGCUGUGGGACGGAGUAUUGGAGUUGACCAAGGCUGCGCAGGAGAGAGGCACCGACCCCCUGCUGUGGGCUAUGAAGUUGUCCUCAAGUCUCGCCGCCGCCGGAGUUUCCAUGCCCUCCGUUGAGUUGGCGGAGCUCCUCGUUUCUCAUAUUUGCUGGUCGAAUAACAUCCCAAUCGCAUGGAAACUCCUCGAGAAGGCGCUCACUAUUCGUCUUGUUCCCCCCAUGUUCCUUCUUGCACUUCUCUCCACUAGGGUAAUACCAAGUCGAAGGAGGUACCCUGUGGCGUAUAGAUUAUACAUGGAGCUUCUUAGAAGAUAUGCUUUUUCACUGCCGUCUCUAAUCAAUGGUCCCAACUAUCAGAAGACUAUGGAAUCCAUCAAAGACGUGCUCCAGUUUUACCAAAUAUUUGGAGUUCAAUCCUCUGAACCAGGGCUUCUUGUUGUUGAAUUUAUAUUUUCAAUUGCAUGGGAGCUACUUGAUGCAUCGCUUGACGAUGAAGGUCUAUUCGAACUUACCCCUGAAAAGAAAUCAAGGUGGCCAAUCAAGAGUCAAGACAUGGAAAUAGACUGUCUUGAUGGUUUUGACGGGAAAAGUGUGGAACGUCAGGCAGCAUUGAGUAAGAUAAAUACUGUAAUGGCUAUUGAAAUAAUUAGUGAACUUUUUCAGAACAAAGUAACUUCCCGGAUCCUUUACUUGGCCCGUCGCAACAUGCCGUUGCAGUGGGAAUGCUUCAUUCACCAUAUGAGACUGCUUGCCGAGAAUUCGGCAUCUCUAAGAAACUCAAAGAAUAUCUCCCCAGAGGCACUCUUGCAGUUGACAUCUGAUACACGCCAACUUCUUUCUCGUGAAGGCAAGACGAACUCACUGCAACACUUUCAUGCAGUAACAGCUAGGUCUCCUAUAUCAUCUGCUGGUCAAUCUCAUGGUACAGUGUGUUCAGCACUUUGGCUUCCCAUAGAUCUUUAUUUAGAAGAUAUAAUGGAUGGAUCACAAGUCAGAGCUACCAGUGCUGUACAAAAGUUGCUGAUCCUGGUUGCUAUUGCAGGUUUAGUGAAGGCUCUCCAGGCUCUGAAUCAGACCACUUGGCAGGAUGCAUUUCUCGGUUUGUGGACUUCAGCUUUACGUCUUGUUCAGAGGGAGAGGAAUUCGAGGGAGGGUCCUGUCCCUCGCCUUGACACUUGUUUAUGCAUGUUAUUGUCCAUUGCAACACUUGCAGUUGUGAAUAUUAUUGAAGAAGAGGAGACUAUGUUGAGUAGUGAAGCUGAACAAAGCUCUAUCAGCUCAAGAAAAAAAAUUGAGUCAGUGGGGAAGCGCCGUGAAGACUUAAUUUCUAGCCUUCAGCGGUUGGAUGAUUUUGAAGGGUUGUUGACUUCUCCACCACCUGUAAGUUCAUUGGCUAAUCAAGCUGCCGUGCGAGCAAUGAUGUUCCUUUCAGGCCUAACUGUUGGCAGUGGUCACCUUAGUGGCAUGAGCUUGAAUGAGAUGCCCUUGAAUUGUUCUGGAAACCUUCGCCAUCUGAUUGUUGAGGCUUGCAUUGCUAGAAAUGUAUUGGACACAUCAGCAUAUGUGUGGCCUGGAUAUGUAAAAGGUCGAUGCAACCAAAUUCCUCGAAAUUCUUCUGGGCAAGGUCCUGGCUGGUCGUCAUUAAUGAAAGGGUCACCGUUAACUCCUCCAAUGGUCAGCGCGUUGGUGUCCACCCCGGCUACUAGCUUAGCAGAGAUAGAGAGAAUGUAUGAGAUUGCUGUCAACGGUACAAAUGACGAGAAAAUUUCUGCUGCUACAAUAUUCUGCGGGGCUUCUCUCUGUCGUGGUUGGAAUAUACAGGAACAUACCGGCUUUCUGAUUACAAGAUUGCUUUCACCUGCUGUUCCUACAGAUUUUUCUGGAAGUGAGAGCCACCUGAUAGGUUAUGCUCCAUUUCUGAAUGUUCUUCUUGUCGGAAUAUCAUCUGUCGAUUGUAUUCAGAUUUUUUCAUUGCACGGCUUGGUCCCUCAACUUGCAGCUGCAUUGAUGCCAAUCUGUGAGGUCUUCGGUUCCUCUGCACCGAAUAAUUCAUCGAGUCUUAACACAGGGGGGGAAAUUUCUUCUCAUGCUGUAUUUUCAAAUGCAUUUACUCUGCUGCUGAAGUUGUGGAGAUUUGAUCGGCCUCCUCUGGAAAAUGUAAUGGGGGAUGUUACUCCAGUGGGAUCUAGUUUAACCCCAGAAUACCUCUUACUGAUGCACAAUUCCCAGUUAGCUUCAUUUGAAAAUCCACCAAAAAAUCAAAAUAAAACUAAUAAAUUGUCGAGCUUGUCAUAUCCAUCUUCUAGAGGGCCCAUAUUCAUGGAUUCUUUUCCAAAACUGAAGCGUUGGUACAUGAAGCAUCAAGAAUGUAUUGCAUCUGUCCUUUCUGGGCUUGUACCUGGAGACCCUGUUCAUCAAAUAGUUGAGGCACUCAUGAACAUGAUGUUCAGAAAAGUCGGCAGAGGAGGUCAACCGCUGACUCCUACGACUUCUGGGAGCAGCACCUCAUCUGCAUCUGGAACUGAUGAUUUUUUUAUCCGUCUUAAGUUACCUGCUUGGGAUAUUCUCGAGGCUGUUCCCUUUGCCCUUGAUGCUGCCCUUACUGCCUGUGCCCAUGGGAGACUAUCCCCACGUGAAUUGACAACUGGGCUCAAAGAUCUUGCUGAUUUUCUCCCCGCUUCUUUGGCGACUAUAGUAAGUUACUUUUCAGCCGAAGUGACUCGAGGUCUUUGGAAGCCUGCUUCAAUGAACGGAACUGACUGGCCAAGCCCUGCCGCCAAUUUAUCCAUGAUUGAGCAACAGAUUAAGAAAAUCGUUGCUGAUACAGGUGUUGAUGUUCCAUGUCUUUCUGCAGGGGGCAGCUCAGAAUUGACACUUCCAUUACCCCUAGCAGCUCUUGUUAGUCUCACAAUAACAUACAAACUCGACAGAGAUACUGACCGUUUUCUAAACUUGGUCGGUCCAGCCUUGAGUAACCUGGGAGUAUGUUGCCCCUGGCCGUGUAUGCCCAUAAUCUCCGCUCUUUGGGCACAAAAGGUAAAGCGUUGGAGCGACUUUCUUGUCUUCUCUGCAUCACAAACUGUGUUCCACCACAACAACGAUGCUGUAGUUCAACUCCUCAAAGUCUGCUUCACAACAGCUCUUGGUCUAAAUUCUUCUUCAGUUGCAACCACCGGUGGUGUGGGUGGUCUUUUAGGGCACGGCUUCGGGUCCCACUUUGCCGGCGGAAUUUCCGCCGUAGCCCCUGGAAUACUCUACUUGAGAGUCCACCGAGCGGUAAGGAAUAUCAUGUUCUUGACCGAAGAGAUAGUCUCUCUCUUAAUGCACACAGUCAAAGAUAUAGCCAACAGUGGGUUGCCCAAAGAUCAAAUCGAGAAGCUCAAGAAAACCAAAUACAGCAUGAAAUACGGGCAGGUCUCUCUCGCCGCUGCAAUGAGACAGGUGAAAGUCGCGGCUUCUCUCGGUGCUUCGAUAGUUUGGAUCACGGGUGGAUUGAAUUCUGUGCAGUCUCUAAUUAAAGAAACGCUACCAUCUUGGUUUAUAUCACUUCACGGAUCAGAGCACAACGGGGAGGAAUCUGGUGGGAUGGUGGCUAUGCUGGGCGGGUAUGCACUUGCUUAUUUUACGGUAUUCUCUGGAGUUUUUGCGUGGGGAGUGGAUUUAGUAUCACCUGCGUCUGUACGAAGGGCGAACGUUCUUGGUAAGCACUUGGAAUUUCUGGCGAGUGCUUUGGACGGCAAAAUAUCACUUGGGUGUAAUAAGGCCACGUGGAGAGCUUAUGUUACAGGGUAUUUGAGUUUGAUGGUGAGCUGCACGCCUAAUUGGAUGCUUGAAGUUGAUGUUGAAGUAUUGAAGAGAGUUGGUAAGGGACUGAAACAAUGGAAUGAGGAAGAAUUGGCUUUGGCCCUUCUUGGAAUAAGUGGCAUCGGUGCUAUGGGUGCUGCUGCAGAAAUGAUUAUAGAAACCGGAAUCUGAUUUUUUUUUUAAUUUUUUUUUUAAAUUUACUUCUGAAUUUGUGAUUAGAGUUUUAGUUUGUGUUUUUUAGCAGUGUAGGUAUAUAUAGAUGAUAUUCGUAUGUAUAGACUAUGUAGUACUAGAAAGUUGUGUAUCCCGAAAUGCAAGGAAGGACAUUCUAGAAGGCCGAAUUCAUUCGACGCAGACUCUUGAGCACUCGAGCAGCGGUUCUUCGUUCUUGUGAGAACAAGAAUGUAGACUUCGUUUCGAUUUGUUUGAUGCUAUAUUUGGUGAAUUUUGUCGAGUAUGUUUUCACUAUGUAUGGUGUUCUUAUUAUCUACCUAAACACGAUUGGGUAGGUUUACACUUUUUAUGCACAAACAAGCAUUCG
This is a messenger RNA of Erythranthe guttata (spotted monkey flower), 4660 nucleotides long. The record is from RefSeq and is a predicted model, not a curated record. Lineage: Eukaryota; Viridiplantae; Streptophyta; Magnoliopsida; Lamiales; Phrymaceae.